Messenger RNA from Siniperca chuatsi (mandarin fish), 1202 nucleotides. It is a transcript of the gene arl6ip5a, whose product is annotated as ADP-ribosylation factor-like 6 interacting protein 5a. Gene Ontology annotation, biological process: negative regulation of transport. Lineage: Eukaryota; Metazoa; Chordata; Actinopteri; Centrarchiformes; Sinipercidae. Gene Ontology annotation, cellular component: membrane. The record is from RefSeq and is a predicted model, not a curated record. The coding region runs from base 58 to 630 and encodes 190 amino acids. The transcript is spliced from 3 exons.
GCGACUUUCCGGCUUUUUCUGCGGUCCUGUCAGAUUAGUAAACGGAGCAGGAGGCAAAUGGCUAAAAUUGAGCUGACACCGCUCAGACCGUGGGACGACUUCUUCCCCGGAUCGGAAAGAUUCGCUAAACCAGAUGUGAAAGAUUUGGCGAAAUGGAACAACAGAGUUGUCAGCAACCUGCUUUAUUACCAAACAAAUUAUUUGGCUUUGGCCAUCGUUGUUUUCCUCAUUGUCGGGUUCCUGAACCCUCUGGGGAUGUUCACAGCCAUGGCCGUGGUGUCGGGGGUCUUCCUGGGUUCAGUGUGGGCCGGAGACAACAGAGCUGUGAUCAACAACUUUAAGAGGCAGAAUCCCACAGCGUUUGUGGUCGCUGUCAUGGUCGCCAGCUACAUCGUAAUCUCUAUGCUGGGGAGCGUCAUGGUGUUUAUGUCUGCAAUCACUUUACCUCUGGCUUUGAUAUUUGCACAUGCUUCAUUUCGCCUCCGCAACAUAAAGAAUAAACUGGAGAACAAGAUCGAAGGAGCCGGACUGAAGAGGUCACCCAUGGGCAUUUUGCUGGAGGCUCUGGGUCAGCAGGAGGAGAACUUUCAAAAGAUCCAGAGCUUUCUGGAGGGAAAACUGAAGGAAUGAUUGGACUGUGUUCUUCUUUUGGCCAAAGAUCGUGACUUGAAUGUAACACAAUUCUGAAUCUCUGUCUAAACCUCUUAAAGUAUGUUUCAUAUACAGCGUGUUCACCCGUGUGUUUUGAAAAGAAAGCUUGUAAUCUGAAGGGCUUUAUCUUUACCUCAGGGUAUCUGUCACUCAACCCAGAACUUGUCAGGGUAUUUUUCUUAAACAGUGAUGAGGGCAUCUCAGUGCUGCUUCACAUCUCUGCUAUGCAAUGUGUCAGUGUUCCUGUGCAACACAGCUGAGGUAUGAAAUCUGUGUUUAAUCAGUCUUAGAAACAGCCGUCAGUCCUGCCAGUUUACUCUCAACUAAAAUUGUGAAAGCAACGCAAGUGUUGCUUUGUAACAAAGAAUAAAAAAAAAAAAAGUGCACACUCAACACACAUCAUUGCCAAGCUACUCUAAAAGCUGGAUUGUUUCAAGUUUCUGAAUAAUGUCUACUCACAGAAAAUUUAACAGUUUAUUUAAGUAUGCAUUUGAAUGGAAACCAACCAACCUCAUGUUCACGCAAAUAAAAUGAGCCAGACAAAAGUGAAA